Messenger RNA from Drosophila obscura, 1705 nucleotides. RefSeq names its product probable cytochrome P450 4ac1. The transcript is spliced from 5 exons. The coding region runs from base 70 to 1593 and encodes 507 amino acids. The record is from RefSeq and is a predicted model, not a curated record. Gene Ontology annotation, molecular function: monooxygenase activity; oxidoreductase activity, acting on paired donors, with incorporation or reduction of molecular oxygen; heme binding. Lineage: Eukaryota; Metazoa; Arthropoda; Insecta; Diptera; Drosophilidae.
GACCCAGUGGGCUGUGAAAAGCGCCGUGAAACGGAUCGGCGGGAAAUACUAUAGCGACAAAAAGAAAUCAUGUUGAUCGCCCUGCUGGCUACACCGCUCUUGCUCCUGGCCGUGUGGCUGCUGCUCCAGCGGCUCGAUCGGACGUACUUUAUCCUGUCGCUUACCAGGCGCGUGCGCACUGAGGAUGGCAGUCCGCUGGAGAGCAAAGUGGCCGUAAUGCCGGGCACAUCGCGUUUCGGCAACAAUUUGGACAUUAUCAACGCCACACCCUCCAGUUUGUUCAAAUUUUUGCGGGCUUCUGCUGCCAAAGCUCAGGGCAGAAACUUUUUGUGGUACUUUCUGUUUGCCCCAAAUUACAAUGUCAUCAGAGCCGAGGAGGCCGAGGAGAUAUUCCAGAGCACCAAACUGAUCACAAAGAAUGUGAUCUACGAUCUGUUGAGACCUUUUCUGGGAGAUGGUCUGCUCAUAAGCACAGAUCAGAAAUGGCACGCCAGACGCAAGGCUCUGACUCCUGCCUUUCAUUUCAAUGUUUUGCAGUCCUUUCUGGUCAUCUUCAAAGAGGAAUGCAAUAAGCUGAUCAAAGUGCUAGACAAAAAGUUGGAUGGAGAACUUGACCUUAACCAGGUCAUUCCACAAUUUACACUGAAUAGUAUUUGCGAGACCGCUCUGGGCGUCAAGCUGGAUGACAUGUCGGAGGGCAAACAAUAUCGCAGAGCCAUCCAUGCCAUUGAAGAAGUCCUCAUACAACGCGUCUGCAAUCCGCUCAUGUACUACAACUGGUACUUUUACUUGAUCGGCGACUAUCGGAAGCAGCUGCAGAACCUGCGGAUAGUCCACGACUUCUCCAGUCGCAUCAUCGAGCGCAAGCGCCAGCAGUUUAAGCGCAAGCAGCUCGGCGUCGUGGAUGACUUUGGCAAGAAGCAGCGGUACGCCAUGCUGGACACCCUCCUGGCGGCCGAGGCGGAUGGGCAGAUCGAUCAUCAGGGCAUAUGCGAUGAGGUGAACACCUUCAUGUUCGAGGGAUACGACACCACCUCCACGUGCCUCAUCUUCACUCUGCUGAUGCUGGCCCUGCACGAAGAGGUGCAGGAGAAAUGCCUGGAGGAGGUGUCAAGUCUACCCGAGGACACGGAUUCCAUCAGUGUGUUUCAGUUCAAUGAGCUGGUGUACCUGGAGUGUGCGAUCAAGGAGUCCCUGCGCAUGUUUCCCUCCGUUCCCUUCAUUGGUCGCCAAUGUAUGGAGGAGUGUGUCGUGAAUGGACUGGUCAUGCCAAAGGAUACACUAAUCAGCAUCCACAUCUAUGACAUCAUGAGGGAUCCGCGCCACUUUCCAAACCCAAAUGAGUACCAGCCUGAGCGAUUCCUACCCGAGAACACAGUGGAUCGUCAUCCCUUUGCUUUUGUGCCCUUCAGUGCCGGCCAGAGAAACUGCAUUGGACAGAAGUUUGCCAUUCUGGAGAUCAAAGUACUCCUGGCCGCAGUUUUAAGGAACUUUAAGAUCCUGCCACUCACUCGAUUGCAGGAUCUCACAUUUGAGUAUGGCAUAGUGAUGAGGACACAAGAGAAUGUACAGGUUAGGCUGGUGCGAAGGUAGAAUGUUUACAGGAAUUACAUACAUAUAUGCGAAAACUUCAUUGCCAAAGAUGUACCAAAAAUUACUUGCAGCUUAAUUUAUUCUGAUAAUAAAAUGCGUUACCUGUUCAUUU